Populus trichocarpa (black cottonwood) is the source of this 1454-nucleotide messenger RNA. RefSeq lists its product as uncharacterized. The transcript is spliced from 12 exons. The record is from RefSeq and is a predicted model, not a curated record. Gene Ontology annotation, biological process: positive regulation of SREBP signaling pathway. Lineage: Eukaryota; Viridiplantae; Streptophyta; Magnoliopsida; Malpighiales; Salicaceae. Bases 125 to 934 code for a protein of 269 amino acids.
CCCCCCGCCACGUGUCUUCUUUGUUCUGGAAACACGACACGUCUUCCCUGUCUGAUACUGCUGACUGUGGAGGAGAGCCCCUAAUUUGGGGGAAAAAAGCAGCAAUUCGUUCAUCGAAUUAAGAAUGACCAAAUAUCAUCUUUCUUUACAACUACUCAUCCUUUUUCAGUUCUCGUCUAUAAUUUCAGCAAUCAGGAAGGAUAUCGGGUUCGAACAAAGCAGAAGUUGCAGGAAUACAGUUCAAGGAAGAUAUCUGCUCUCUGACGAUAAUGGGUAUGUAUGUGAUGCGCUAUCAGUGGAUCCACCAUCUCGUUGCUGCCCUGAAAACGGAUUGAGAUUUUCUUGUCAGGGAUGCAACCUUGUUUCACAGUGUUGCAACUCCUAUGAAUUUUGUGUUUCGUGCUGCCUCCAUCCUUCAAGGACACAAGAGGCACAAGUUCUCAAGGUCAAGAUAGCCAAGCCUUCAACUGCAGCAGUGAGUUAUACAAGUGUUUUUGAUUUCUGUGCUGGGAGGUGCCGUCAUAAUUCGGAGAGCGUGGUUCAUGAAAAUGCUUAUCGGAGUGAUUUCCAUCAUUGCUUUUCCCUGCCAUCAAAUUCUUCAGGGGCCAAUUAUACACAAUUAGAAGCAAGGCUCGGUGGAAUUAAUGUUGUAAUUGGAAAGCAAGGUGAGUCCUGUGAUUCAGUUUGCAAGUCAAAUGGACAGUCAUGCGUCUUAAAUAAGCUCCUGGUGCUUAAUCAAUGUGACGUUAUGCAGAAAUAUAUGAGUUGCAAAGGAGGUUGUUUAGCAAGCAUUGGAACAGAUCAACCUGCUGAGGUUGUUGAAGAUGCUCCAAGACACUUGAAUCCAGGAGCAUGCUUGUAUACUCGAACACAAUCAUUGCUUUCCUGUGAUGGUUCACUUUGGCAUACCAGGAGACUUUGUCCAUGUGCUUAGUGUAUGCUUGGAAGUUCUCUUGGUGUCUUGAUUCUCGGGCAUGGAGGAUUGUGAUCACUUUUGUUGUAAUCUUCGCGAAUGUUACUGUUAAGUGUAGAGGUUAUGGGUGGCUGAAGGAAAGGCAGGGAUGAUUGUUCAGAGAAGUUGCCGUUAUCUUUCUUUCUACCUCCUUGUUGUUUUUUAUCAAGAUAAUGUGCACCACAUCCAAAAGAGAUGUGGGAUUGGCUAGGAGCUUAAAAUAUUUGUCCUUGAAAGGUUACAAAAUAUUAAUGGAGGUUUGAUGCUCUGAUGGAGAAGGGUUUUUCUUUUUUUUCUUUUUUUUAAAGAACACAUACAACCACACAAGCCAUAUGUUUCGAUGCAACUGGAGUAUUCCUGCUCGUCAAUUCUGCUGAACUUUUUAUCUCUGCAAUCGUGGAUUGGCUUUCAACUUGAAUUGGCUUUGUAGGAAGGCAAAGGGUAGUUUGCGUGGUACUAAUACCUGCCUGUUCUCAGGUUAUUGGCUCAUUUUGCUCCUGUA